AUGUUCAUAAAGAUCUCAACUAUGAUGAGAUCACAGUUGAAAGUCAUAGUUACAUAUUCAGAAGACAUACCAAAUGGUCUCAGAGAGAAACAUGUGAAGAUACUAAUACUUAUGAUAAUAUAA
This is a messenger RNA of Paraglomus brasilianum, 123 nucleotides long. NCBI's taxonomy places the organism in Eukaryota, Fungi, Glomeromycota, Glomeromycetes, Paraglomerales, Paraglomeraceae. The record is from the annotation of a GenBank genome assembly.